This is a messenger RNA of Microtus oregoni (creeping vole), 419 nucleotides long. RefSeq names its product SLC35A4 upstream open reading frame protein. Bases 108 to 419 code for a protein of 103 amino acids. The transcript has 3 exons. The record is from RefSeq and is a predicted model, not a curated record. NCBI's taxonomy places the organism in Eukaryota, Metazoa, Chordata, Mammalia, Rodentia, Cricetidae.
CCUUUUACCGAAAUGCCCCGGAAGUGCCUCUACCCUCAGUAGAGUUGGAGGUAACCUCUGACACACGGAGGCGGGGCUGCGCAUGCGCAACAAGUUCGGCGGGGAAGAUGGCGGAUGACAAGGAUUCUCUGCCGAAGCUUAAGGACCUGACAUUUCUCAAAAACCAGCUGGAGCGCCUCCAGCAGCGUGUGGAGGAUGAAGUCCACAGUGGCGUGAGCCAGGAUGGCUCGCUCUUGUCCUCCCCGUUCCUCAAGGGAUUCCUGGCAGGCUAUGUGGUGGCCAAACUGAGGGCAUCCGCAGUAUUGGGCUUCGCAGUGGGGACUUGCACUGGCAUCUAUGUAGCUCAGUCAUAUGCUGUACCCAACGUGGAGAAGACCCUGAAGAACUACUUUAGGUCACUACGAAAGGGGCCCGACUAG